GAGUCCAAAGUAGUUUAUUUGAGUAGUAUGAAUUCUGAAUUCUCACAAAAUAGGAGAAUUUACAUAGACGAACUGGAUACAACAGGAAUGGACGUGUUCAAGGGUUAUUCACUGGUGGAAAACCGUCGAGUUAAGCUUGUCGACAGACGAAAAUCAGAACCUAAGAAGAAUCAGUGGAAGGGUCUACACCACAAUCCACCAACAUUUCGCAUCGAAUUCGUUCCAACAAAUCUUGAGAAGCUAGGACUGAAAUUUGAUGGACUGGUUCAAGAAUCAGAAGUCGAUAAGUACAGCAUCAGUCGUGCUCGGCUCGCCCAACAAGUAGAAUUUUGGAACAACCCAGUACUUGACGAGACAACCAUCAACAGUCUUGUCGUCACCUCAAUUUUCAAGGAAUCUCCCUACGAAUAUUUCGAUUACAGAGAUGAAGGGCCGAUGAUUGGAAUAUUCAAACGUUCUGGAAAUACGAAAGGGCAAGCAGUUUGGAUAAAUUUGAUUGAGGCUCAGAUCCUCAUCAAGUUAUUCAUAUAUUUACUCAACCGGAAAAUUGCACAGCUAACGUCAACUAGUCGCAAAAAGCAGGUUGAGUUUAAUUUGCAAUUUAAUCAACAGUCCUGCUUCUACGAUCCAGUCAACUUUAUCGACCUCGGGGUAUCCAGAGACUUUGUUGUCACCGGGCCAGCUGAAGACGUCAAAUUAGAAGAGUUGGUUGAAAAGUUAACCUUUCAACAAGAAAAUUUUGUCGGGGGUGACGUGGUCUACCCAGUGGGAUCGAUUGACGUUCUUCAUUCGGAAAUUAACAGCGCACAACUUUUUGCUCUGUUAAAGAAGCGAGGUAGUGAUGCUGGACAACGAAUAUGGUUCAGUUGUCAUGAGCUACAACAUCUUCUCCAAAUCCUUGUCCAACGUGUAAAACUGGGAAUCGCACAACUCCAACGUGACAUAAAUGGAUAAAUUUUUCCAACUUUUUAUUUUUACUCAAUUAUUUCUGUUUUCUUUUGCUAUCAAUAAUAAUACUAAUAAUAAUAAUAAUAAUAAUAAUGCAACCAUUGUUGAUCAGUGUCUGUCCUGUAUUGAGUAUGGUGAGACUGUAUUUAUUAAAUCCGUGUGGUUUGCGUUAAGUACACCGGAUUAUAGAUGUAUAAGUAGACGAUUCUUUUCAACUUACAAAGGGUUUAUAGUUGACUUUACUUGUAGUUCAGAUUACUGUCCUAAAAUUGAAAACUCUCCUAAUAGAUUUAUUUGGAAUAAUUAUACUUCUUAUGACUGUUCUAAAGUUGUUGACUGGAAUCAAGUAGACAUUUCUCCUCAAACUUAUUUCUUGUGGAUUCAAGUGGUCUUAUUGAUGGUCAUCCUACUUUUUGUGGUGAUUGGUUUCCUUGUCCGUAGUCGAACACUGUUUACUCGUUUAAAUGUCUGUCACCACUGAUCGUGACACUAUGUAUAUAGAAGCUGUUUAGUAAUUCACCCCCACACAUCUCUGUUUGUUACAACCACUCCAACUAUACUUUAGUCUCAACAUGGACACCACCACCCGGAGAAAUUUUGAAGUUAUUCACACUCUGACUGUAUCUAGUUGUAGAAUGUUUUCUUGUUUUCAUUUUUUUUGUAAAUAAAAAUAAUAAUGUCAUCUGACAAAAUAAAACGAUUGUAUUUUAACCCAAAAUUGAGUGGGAGUUAUAGUGGAUUAAAUAAUUUUUAUAACGAAAGACAUUUAAAACUCUCCAAGAAAGAUGUGGAGAAAGAGUUACUAAAGUUACCUGAGUAUUAUCUGUACCGACCAGCAUUAAAAAAAUUCAGAAAACGACGAGUUAUGACGUAUUUCCCUAAUUGGAUUCUCACCUUUGAUCUUAUAUCAUUGUUACAAUAUAAAAAUGAAAAUAAUGGUUAUAGGUUAGUUGUCAUUUCAUAAAUGUUGAAAUACUUUAAUCAAAUAUAAAAUAAAAUAAAAAUAAAUAUUCUAGCUACA
This is a messenger RNA of Folsomia candida, 1969 nucleotides long. RefSeq lists its product as uncharacterized. The transcript is spliced from 4 exons. Lineage: Eukaryota; Metazoa; Arthropoda; Collembola; Entomobryomorpha; Isotomidae. The record is from RefSeq and is a predicted model, not a curated record. Bases 28 to 954 code for a protein of 308 amino acids.